CCUGCGCCUUGCGGCGCGACGCGGAGCACCCUACGUCACAGUGAAGUAUGUGCUCCCGAGUGUAGAAAAUGGCUGCGCUCUCCGCCACAGAUCGGCGCGGAUGUAAAUAUGGCCUGUGGUUCGGCCUGGCAGUGUUCAUCGCGAGAUAUGUCGGUGCGCUGGGCAUCGUUUGCUACUGCGAUGGACAUUGCCCGGACGGCAGGCAAAACGGGACCUGCGAGUUACGCGCCGGAGGCCAGUGUUUCAGCGCCGUGGAGGAAGUAUGGGAGCCCGAGUUGGGAGAAUACGUACCCGAAUGGUCAUUCGGUUGUUUGCCGCCCGCCGAGGGUGGCUUCAUGCAAUGCAAGGGAAACCUGGUCCCGCACCUGCAAGAGAAAAGCAUAACGUGUUGCAAUAACACAGCUCUCUGCAAUAGGGAUCAAUUUCCCGAGAUAGCUUAUAAGUCUCGUCCCACCGCGCCACCCAAUCCGAUAGCUAUUGCAUCGGGUGUACCGCUUAUUGUCUUGGCGGUGAUUCUAUCGGCGGUACUGGUGAUGAUAGCAAUAACGAUAGGCAUUGCCUAUCAUCGAUGCCGGAAGAAAGAGCGCGAGCCGUGUCUAGUACCGUCCCAAGGUACUCUCAAAGAGUUUAUAGACCAAAGUAGCGGCUCGGGCUCGGGCCUGCCACUUCUGGUGCAGCAGACUAUCGCGAAACAAUUGGCCAUGUCACAGUGCGUGGGAAAAGGUCGUUACGGUGAAGUCUGGCUCGCGAGAUGGCGAGGUGGCGAAAAGGUAGCGGUGAAGGUCUUCUUCACGCUAGAAGAGGCAUCGUGGUUCCGUGAGACCGAGAUCUACCAAACAGUGCUGAUGAGACACGACAAUAUAUUAGGCUUCAUUGCCGCUGACAUCAAAGGGACCGGCUCCUGGACUCAGAUGUUGCUGAUCACGGAUUAUCACGAGAGAGGCUCGUUGCACGAUUACUUGCAAACGGUGGUGCUGGAUCAUCAAGGCCUAUUGGCUGUCUGCUCAUCAAUCGCGUCCGGUAUCGCGCAUCUGCACACCGAGAUCUUUGGCACGCAGGGGAAACCCGCGAUAGCUCAUCGCGACAUCAAAAGCAGAAAUAUUUUGGUCAAGAGAAACGGGGAAUGUGCCAUAGCUGAUUUCGGAUUGGCUGUUCGCUACAUCAGCGAGAGCGGAGAGAUCGACAUCGCUCCAAACACCCGAGUGGGUACACGGCGUUACAUGGCACCAGAGGUGCUGGAUGAGACCCUGAAUACAUCUUCCUUCGACGCGUUCAAGAUGGCAGACAUGUAUUCCGUCGGUCUCGUAUUUUGGGAGGGGUGCAGGAGGUGCGUUACGGGCGGUAAGAAUUCGAUGGUGGAGCCUUACGCGUUACCUUAUCACGACGUCGUGUCGAACGACCCAGGCUUUGAGGAUAUGCGUCUGGUGGUGUGCGUGAAACGAUUACGCCCAGUUAUUCCGACGAGAUGGGAUAACGAUUCGAUCCUAUACACGUUAGGCAAAAUUAUGUCGGAGUGUUGGCACGCGAAUCCGCCGGUUCGCUUGACCGCCCUCCGCGUCAAGAAGACCCUGUCGAAGCUGCACGCCGACAACGGUCUCAACGGCAUCAAAAUUGUGUAGCGCUUGCCGCGAUUACGAGACACGGACUCUUCUAGUUAAACAACUUCCUACAUUUGUAAAUAUGUCCUUAGUGUACAUAGAAUUGUUGACAGACUGCAGCCUAAA
Ooceraea biroi (clonal raider ant) is the source of this 1724-nucleotide messenger RNA. It is a transcript of the gene tkv, whose product is annotated as serine/threonine receptor kinase thickveins. Gene Ontology annotation, biological process: protein phosphorylation; cell surface receptor protein serine/threonine kinase signaling pathway; cellular response to growth factor stimulus. NCBI's taxonomy places the organism in Eukaryota, Metazoa, Arthropoda, Insecta, Hymenoptera, Formicidae. Gene Ontology annotation, molecular function: ATP binding; transmembrane receptor protein serine/threonine kinase activity. Gene Ontology annotation, cellular component: signaling receptor complex; plasma membrane. The record is from RefSeq and is a predicted model, not a curated record.